Sclerotinia borealis F-4128 is the source of this 4797-nucleotide messenger RNA. Lineage: Eukaryota; Fungi; Ascomycota; Leotiomycetes; Helotiales; Sclerotiniaceae. The record is from the annotation of a GenBank genome assembly.
AUGGGUUCCUCCACUUGUUGCACCAGUCGCCAACCACCUUCCCCCGAUGCAGUCUCACCUCGUCCUGUUCCAUCAUCAUCAGUUACGCCGGUCAAUACUCUGAGGAAAUCUCCAAGAAAAGCAGCAUCGAAUUCGAGGAUUGAGGGUCUUCAAACACAAGUACCUUUGUGGAGCUCGGCUACAAAUAUAGAAGAUGAGACGGAGAUGAGUGCCAUUUUCGAAGGCCAGCGUCUUGCUAAGUGUGAUAAAGAGAACAAAACUGUGGCAGCCGACGAGGAAGAUAGUGAUGAAGAUGAAGAAGCCGAGAGACAACAAGAGGUUAAGCCAAUGCUCAGUUCCACCACACUCAAAUCUGUCAAAAGUCGUCUAAAGAUGACAUUUUCCCGCGAAUCUGGUUCCACGAAAAAUGAUAAAAGAAGAAGCAUAGGGACAAGUGAGGAAGAGGUGGAAAGAAGAAAAGAACUAAGAAGAUUACGGCAGAAAAGAAUUGAGGAGGAGUUGAGUUAUGACAAUGAAUAUGACGAGGAUGCUCAAUCCAUGAGUACAGUAGACUGUCCUACUUCUCGGGCUGUGGAUAAGGGUAAGAAGAGACAGUCGAUCUUACCAGAGGAUAGUGGAAAUUUUCCGGUUUUCAGAAGGCAGAGCUCUUCAUUCGGACCUGAGGAGAUUGGCAAUGGCAGUAAGAUUUCUUUCUCUGCGAGCAUUAUUGACAACACUAGCAAGGUAUCGAUAUCAGCUAGCAAGCUUGACAAUACCAGCAAGGUAUCACCCUUGAAACCGACUGAUCGUGUAAAAUCCCGAACGUACCUGGAUGCAACUGAGCCGAACAUUGAUUUUCUCAAACCGAGCAACAAUUCACCACGAAGAUACAGCUCACCUGGUCCUUGUCCUACACCCAGUGAAAUCAACUUUCUUCAGCCUGGAUUUUAUCGACCUAGAAGAACAGACAGUGAAGUAUGUCCGAUGCCUCCUGCACCUGUAAUAGUGGCCCAAAUAUUGCCAAGUUCUGCUAUACCCGACCCAAAUCUUGUUUCAAGUUGGCGGUUAUCAUACACUUCACAUAAGAGCAACCGUGGAGCCCAUCUUCGACAGCUGAGUCAACAAUUCGAUGUUUCGACUCAAUCGGCCGCAAAUUUUCCUUAUGUAGGAACGCAAACACUACCAUUUUGGCUCAAAAAUCAAGGACUUCGAUCAUCUUCUCAAGCUUUUACAACCUCAGAAAGCAGUAUUAUUCAUAGGGAGCCAUUGCCUAUGCGUCCACCACGUUCGGAUUCAGGAUUCGGUGGCGUUGAUGGCAGCGGUAGCUUUUCAAGUAUUCAUCUGCAAGAUAUGGAUAUCUCUAAACGUCUUCUGCAGAGUUCCUGCUCUUCUCCACAACUAGUAAGCUGGGAGAAACAUCACCGUGAAACUUCAGGCAUUAGUGCCACCGGACAAAGCCGUGCAAGGUACAUGCGGAGUCCUUCAGAAGCAAUAUCAAUCCCUUCAUGUCCGUCAAUUGCUUUGAGUGAGCUUGCACCACCCAAUUGGAAGAAGAUCCCUCAGGAUGGCACAUCUUCUUUCUACCCUUCUGUGGCAAAUAGCAUUCAACCUUCACCAAAUUGUUCACGCUUGGAAUUGUUACCUUUGAUGUCGGCGAACAGAAGCAUUCUUGCAAUGGCAGAAGCCCAAGCACUUGACAGGAUUGUCACUCCCUUUCGUUCGCCAUACAUGCCAGCGAAGACAGGAGCCGAAACUCCAACCACAGUCAAUGUAUCUCUAACCAGCCUUCAGGCCCCUUUGACCAGAUAUUCCGCACGACAAAUUGAUGAGAGCUCACUUUUUGCUUCUGAGACUACAAGCUUUCGAGAACGAGAAUUGGAACUAAGUCAUAUACAAGCACGCUUUGCUUCAUCUGAUUUACGUCGACCUCCAAGUACACCGAUAUCAAGCAAGUUUCGUGAAGAAUUUGACAUUUCACUCAACCCGAAGCCUAAAUCUUCCUUUCAGAAACUUGUCAGGGCCUGCUCCUUAAAAAGAAGUCGUGACGAUGCAGAAGAUGACCUGCUACUUAUUCCUCCACAGCGUAGAUUUGGGUUUGGGUACCAAUUCUCCUCGACUCCUACGACCCUCGGGAUGAAGAGCUCUACGCGUGAUUCGACGCCCACGAGGAGUUCUACCGAAAGACAGCGAAUCCUUAUCAUAGAUGAGUCGGCCAAUACCCCUGUGAAGGGUAGAUUCUCUGCGUUCCAUAGGAUCAAGAGACUUGCGAGCAUGGGUGGAUAUGAUGGUCCAGUGGAUGAUCGUCAAAGAAAUAGGGCUGGUUCUACCACUGGUCGAAAAGUAUCAGCUUUAGAUGCUAGGUUAGGUCUCGGCGCUGAUAUGACUGCCAUGGAAGGCCAGCGGAAAGUCUCUGUACCGCAUAUAACAUUGCCGACUCCUCAAAUACCUCAAAUUGAAACACCAGAUGCUUACGCUCUGUAUACUAAUCUACCUGACCAAAUGGCUCCCGUCGCUACAGUCGUGCAAUUUGAAUCACCCAACAAUCUUCUGGAUCAAAUUGGCGCCGCAAUGCCAUCCAACAAGCGUCUGGCUCGCAUCGGUACAACCAUGCAUGUUAACCCAGCCCAUAACCCUCUGGCUCGCAUUGGUACAACCAUGCACAUCAACCCGGCCCAUAAUCCUCUGGCUCGUAUUGGCACUGCCAUGCAUAUCAAUUUGGACCAUACCCCUCUGGCUCGCAUCGGUACUGCUAUGCAUAUUGACUUGCCUACUCCGAAUCUGAAUCAUAUCGGUACUUCGAUUUUUCAUACUCCACAUAUUGAAAUGCCGAUUCCUCACAUCAACGUGGGUCAUCAUGAGGCAGAUGCCGCUCCAAAAGAGAAGAAGGGGCCUAAGGCCGCACCUGUAAUCGUUCCAAUUGCUCCACCGAAGUUAAAGGUUCAACCUCCCGCCAAUGACCCCCAAGCGGGAGCUCCACAAUGGAGAGGACCUCGAGCAAGAAAUCGAUCUGGAGCUAGAGAGGAUAACAGGAGAAAAAUGGACACGAGUCAAGAUGAUUCCGCUGCGGUGUGGAUGAAAGCGGUAAAAGGCGCCGUCAACGAUAAAUCUAAGGCUCGCAAAGACAAUCAAGACGGAGACGAUAUCUUCGGGGAUUGGGAGGCAGAAUUAGCUGGAGUGGCGUCGAAAUCUAAAUAUGAAAGUCGAAAAUUUGGAUCGAGAGGUAAACCGAAGGUUCAUCAAAUUGAACAGUUUCCACCAGCUUGGUGUAGGUUUCCAAGUCAUGAGAGGAAUGCUAGGGGGCAUGAAAGUGCUGGAGUGGAGGCAGCGGUCGAUGCGAAGGAUUUUGCUAUGUUGAAAGCAGGAACUGAGGUUUUGGGAAGGACGGAACAUUCUUUUGGUGCGAGGAGGAGGAGACGGCCCGGGGGAGAUACUAGUAAUAGUAGUGACCCCAGUUCUGCUCGAACCCUAUCCGAUGAGGAGUUGGAUGCAAUUGAAGCGGCAGAACCGUGGCUCAAGCGUUGGAGUCAAAAGAUCAAAAUCGCUUGGUUAGAUUAUAGGAUUGAGGAGGGACAGAGAAAACAUGCAUUUAACUCGGGGAGUUUGGGGAAAAGAGGCUCGAUGACUAUGGAUGGAAAAGUACCGUUCCCAGAGUUAGAAUUGUUGCCAAUGAGAGCACCACCUCCGCCAAGUGAAGUUGUGGAUGAUGAAGCAGAUGAUGUUGAGGCGGAAAGAAAGCGAGUGGAGGAGAUCAAGAAGGCGAAGAUUAAACCGCAUUAUGAGGCGGCAGAUUUGAUGCAGAGUAAAGGGGGUGUGAGUGAUUUGUUGGAUAUUUUUAGUACAGGGCCCGAGGAACCAGCCGAGCCGAAGAUGCCUGUGAAGAAGAAAGGUCCCAGAGCGAAGAAGGUGAAGGAUCCUUAUGCUUUGGAUGAUGAUGAUGAUUUGGGUGGUGGUGGGGGUAAAGGUGAUGAGGACGAGAUGCCGAAGAAAAAGGGGAAGAAGGUCAAGGAUCCCUAUGCGAUUGAUGAGGAUGAUGAUGAAGAUCUACCACCUAUUCCAAAGAAGAAAGGAAAAGCAAGAGAUCCGUAUGCUAUCGAUGAUGAUAUGGAUGGCUCAUCGGAAUUUGGCUCUGAAGGUAGAUCGAGCAAGAUUAAUCAAAUUGUCAUGAAAGAAGUUGUGAGUGAUGAUGAUACGAUUGAUCAUACACGAUUCGAGGACUCGAUGAUUAGUUUUCGUGAUCCGGAAUUCUAUCAGGAUUGCUUGGUUAUGCCAAAAGAACCAAGUCCUGUACACGUUAAAGAGUGUUCUGUACUUUCCACUCAUGGGAUCAUUGAAGAGGAAAUUGAUGAUCCGUCUGGCAAUGGAGCGGGGAUUAGAGUACAAGUUCAAGAAAUUAGCGACGGGGUCAUCAAACAGAUUGAGAAAUUUAGAACGUGGAAUGGAAAGGAUUGGGAGAGGGAAUUAGGGGGGUUCCUAAGGAGAAGAGAUACGAGUGUUGGAAGAGAUAGUAUGAAGAGUGGAAAAUCGACAUGGAGUACGGGCAGUCAGGGAACGGUUAGGAGUGUGGGGACGGAGGUUAAGAGGCUUGAAGAUUUGGAGAGGGAGAGGGAGUUAUUGAGGAGGAGUGGGGGACAUUUGACGGGGGGUGUGCCGAGGAGGGUUACGGGAAGGGAUAGGGAUAGGAGUAGGGGUAGGGAGAGGGAAAGGGGUCAUGGGAGAAGUGUUAGUUUGGGGGUUAGAAAUGAGGGAUUUGAGGGACUAGGUGGUGGUGGUGGGGGUGAGAUGAGGGGAAGAAGAUUGACGUUUGGGAGUGGGAGGUAA